UUCUCUGGGAGCUGCUGCGUUGGCCUAUAAAUUUGUGCGUCUUGUCAUUUGGAAACAUCAGUUGAGUUUUGCCCAGUCCAGGCACCACACGCAACCACCACCCACAUUCCCCCAGUGACAAAGAAGGAGAGAGAGAGAAAGAGAGAUGAAGCUAUUCGCUUGUGUUGUUGUUGCGCUUUUGGCGCUCAGUGUGCCCGCCCAGGCUCUGCUUGGCGCCAAGUUGGCUCUGCUUAAGGCCAUUGGCGGUGGCAUUGGCGGUGGCAGUGGUUUUGGCACCAGCGGUGGCGGCGGAGGCGGCAGUUACGGCGGCGGCUAUGGCAGCGGUGGUUAUUCCGGUGGAUACAACCAGGGAUAUUACACACAGCAAAGCCGUCCAGUUUACAAUAACUAUGGAAGUGGUGGUUACAGUGCUGGCUACAAUGGUGGCUACAAUGGUGGAUACAGCGGUGGCUACAACGGUGGCUACAGCGGUGGUUAUGGCGGUGGCUACGGCGGUGGUUAUGGCGGUGAGCAGGUGAUCAAGGUCAUCAAGGUUGUGGAGCAGCAACCACAGAGCUAUGCCCGUUCCAGUGGCAGCUAUGGCGGUGGUUAUGCCGGUGGUUACAGUGGUGCCAGCAGCUAUGCCAACUCCGGCAGCUAUGCCAGCUCCGUUGCCGCAGCUCCCGUUCAGACUCAGGCUCUGCCCGCUGUAACCUACUCAGCACCAGCUCCAGCUCCCAUCACAUACUCUGCACCAGCUCCAGUUUCGGUUCCAGUUCCAGCUGUUACCUACUCCGUGCCCGCACCACAGCCGGCACCAGCUCCAGUUACCUAUUCCGUGCCCGCACCACAGCCGGUGGUGCGUGUGCAGCCAGCGCCCGCUCCAAUUUCCUACUCGGUGCCCGCACCACAGCCUGUGACGUACUCGGUGCCAGCACCGCAGCCGGUGGUGCGUGUGCCCGCUCCAAUUAGCUACCCAGUGCCAGCACCACAGCCGGUGGUGCGUGUGCAGCCAGCACCACAGCAGUAUGUGAAGACCAUCAAGGUGAUUGUCGAUGAGGACAACAGCGGUGACAGCCAUGUGCCCAGUCCAGUCUAUGGUGCACCAGCUCCAGUGGUCAACUCCUAUUCCACAGGCUCGUCGAGCAGCGGUUGGAAUAACGGUGGCUGGAAUAACGGUGGUGCCAACUACAACAAUGGCGGUUGGAACAACGGUGCCUCCAGCUAUAACAAUGGUGGCUGGAAUAAUGGCGGCUGGAAGAGCGGUGGCAUCUGGGAGAAAUUGGCAUCCGGCUGCUAAAUGGAUUCAAUUUCCAGACUCAAUAUAACCUCAAUCGCUGCCCAAAUUGAUCACAGCCACAAACUGUGUCGACACGAUACUGUUACCUACUUACGAUCUACAAGCUACGAUCUACGAUCGAUUCGAAUCUAUACUUACUCAACAAUUUUUUUUUUUUUUUGCAUAGUUAUUAAAUACAUUGAUCGACUACAUUGCCCAAAAGCUAUUCGUUUUUCCCAUUUUCCCCCUCUUUCGCUCUGUAAAUACCGAAAAUAAAAAAUGCCAUUGUAUAAACCAAA
This is a messenger RNA of Drosophila innubila, 1557 nucleotides long. Its product is annotated as skin secretory protein xP2. Lineage: Eukaryota; Metazoa; Arthropoda; Insecta; Diptera; Drosophilidae. The coding region runs from base 146 to 1279 and encodes 377 amino acids. The transcript has a single exon. The record is from RefSeq and is a predicted model, not a curated record.